This is a messenger RNA of Salvia miltiorrhiza (redroot sage), 1691 nucleotides long. Its product is annotated as probable GABA transporter 2. Bases 213 to 1550 code for a protein of 445 amino acids. The record is from RefSeq and is a predicted model, not a curated record. Gene Ontology annotation, cellular component: plasma membrane. NCBI's taxonomy places the organism in Eukaryota, Viridiplantae, Streptophyta, Magnoliopsida, Lamiales, Lamiaceae. The transcript is spliced from 6 exons.
ACAAAAUAAUCUCUCUCUGGUUUUCCAUUUCCACGCACUAUAUAUUCUUGCAAACAACAAACUAACCCAAUAAUAUACACAGCAUGUAUGAGAUGAUGUGACUAAAGCUUCAUGCGCACACACCUCUCCAUCUCCCACACGCAUCAAUUUCAUCCCAUGUUUUCUCCUUGCUUUCUUCAUCUCCCAAAAACAACACUUGUUAGCAGGCGGCUAUGAUGGCGGAGGAAAUGAGCCGCGAGGGCGACGCCGGAGCGGCGUUCGUGCUGCAAUCGAAAGGGAAGUGGUGGCACGCGGGGUUUCAUCUCACCACGGCGAUCGUGGGGCCCACCAUACUGACGCUGCCCUACGCCUUCCGGGGGCUGGGGUGGGCCCUCGGCUUCCUUUGCCUCACCUCCAUGGGGGCUGUCACCUUCUACUCCUACUACCUCAUGUCCCUCGUGCUCGACCACUGCGAGAAGGCCGGCCGCCGCCACAUUCGCUUCCGGGAACUCGCUGCCGACGUCUUAGGUUCAGGAUGGAUGUUCUAUUUUGUGGUAUUCAUUCAGACAGCAGUUAACACCGGCAUCAGUAUCGGAGCUAUUCUGCUUGCAGGGGAAUGCCUCCAGAUCAUGUACUCGAACCUCUCUCCCCAUGGAUCUCUCAAACUAUACCACUUCAUAGCAAUGGUGACACUAGUUAUGAUACUUCUCUCCCAAUUCCCCAGCUUCCAUUCCCUCAGGCACAUUAACCUCGUCUCGCUGCUUCUCAGCAUAGGCUACACUUUUCUUGUUGUUGGAGCUUGCAUCAAUGCAGCUGCCUCCAAGAGGGCACCACAGAGGGACUACUCUUUAGAGUCUUCAGAGUCGUCAAGAAUCUUCAGCGCCUUCACUUCCAUAUCGAUAAUGGCUGCCAUCUAUGGGAAUGGCAUACUACCAGAAAUACAGGCGACAUUGGCUCCACCAGCAACCGGAAAGAUGCUGAAAGGCCUAAUCAUGUGUUACAUAGUAAUCUUCCUAACUUUCUACUCUGCUGCAGUCUCUGGAUACUGGGUAUUUGGCAACAAAUCUAACUCCAACAUCCUCAAAAGCCUCAUGCCGGACGAGGGGCCUUCUCUGGCACCGGUUUGGGUUCUAGGCCUCGCCAUUGUGUUCGUGCUCCUUCAACUCUUUGCCAUCGGCUUGGUGUAUUCCCAAGUGGCAUACGAGAUCAUGGAGAAGAAAUCGGCUGAUGUGAGCAAGGGAAUGUUCUCUAAGAGAAACUUGAUACCGAGGAUAAUUCUGAGGUCACUAUAUGUGAUGGUGUGUGGAUUCUUUGCGGCUAUGCUGCCUUUCUUCGGAGACAUAAAUGGGGUGGUUGGAGCCGUUGGAUUCAUCCCUCUGGAUUUCGUGCUCCCGAUGCUCCUAUACAACAGGAGUUACAAGCCAACGAGAUCAUCGGCCGCGUAUUGGAUCAACAACUCUAUCAUGGUUGUGUUCACAUGUGUGGGGAUUAUGGGUGCCUUCUCUUCUGUGAGGAAGCUGGUUGGAGAUGCUGCAGAGUUCAAGCUUUUUAGCAGUGAUGUGGUUGAUUGACUUCAUGAAGAAGAAGAAGAAGAAGUAACUUAGUAGUAUCUUUUUUGACUUCCACAUAAAAUGAUAUAUUGACAAAAUAACUUGAGGCAUAUAUAUACUCUACCGGUUCCAUAAAAGUGUGGAAUUUUUUUGUUUUUUGGA